Messenger RNA from Sardina pilchardus (European sardine), 2070 nucleotides. RefSeq names its product acidic leucine-rich nuclear phosphoprotein 32 family member A-like. The transcript has 7 exons. Gene Ontology annotation, molecular function: histone binding. Gene Ontology annotation, biological process: regulation of apoptotic process. Gene Ontology annotation, cellular component: nucleus. The record is from RefSeq and is a predicted model, not a curated record. NCBI's taxonomy places the organism in Eukaryota, Metazoa, Chordata, Actinopteri, Clupeiformes, Clupeidae. Bases 84 to 938 code for a protein of 284 amino acids.
UCUACGAGCUGCGCUAUACAUUAAACUUGCGCAAAUCAAGGACGCAGUUCGCCGAUUGUGGCAGCUGCAGCACUGUGCAGCAAAUGUGUUCAGUGUGCAGCCAGAGAAACACACCCAGCGGAAAAGCGUCCACGCCACGACAGAACAGCGUGCAAUGCCUCUCUAUAAAGCUGCAGCCGCGGGCUGGAAUCGCCACACAACGACAGCCGAAGACGGUCAAGGAGCUGGUUCUUGAUAACUGCCGAUCAAAUGAAGGGAAAAUCGAAGGCCUCACAGAUGAAUUUGAAGAGCUGGAGUUUUUAAGCACCAUAAAUGUGGGCUUAACAUCAGUUGCAAAUUUGCCGAAAUUGAGUAAACUCAAAAAGCUUGAAUUGAGUGACAACCGCAUCUCAGGAGGCCUGGAAGUUCUGUCAGAAAAAUGUUCCAACCUCACACACCUCAACCUCAGUGGGAACAAAAUCAAAGACCUCAGCACCAUCGAACCUCUGAGGAAGCUGGAGAGCCUGAAGAGCUUAGACCUGUUCAACUGUGAGGUCACCAACCUGAAUGACUACCGGGAGAACGUGUUCCAGCUCCUCCCACAGCUCACCUACCUGGACGGCUACGACAAGGAGGACCAGGAGGCGCCCGACUCAGACACAGAGGGCUACGUGGAGGGACUGGACGACGAAGACGACGAUGACGAAGAUGGAGCAGAGGAGGACUAUGAUGAAGAUGCAGCUCCAGGGGAUGAAGAUGAUGAUGACGAAGAGGAUGAUGAGGAGGGUGGGGGGGAGGACGAUGAUGACUUAAGUGGAGAGGAGGAGGAGGAGGAUGAUCUGAACGAAGGUGAAGAUGAUGAGGACGACGCCGAUGAGGAGCGGGGGCAGAAGAGGAAACGAGAUCCUGAGGACGAAGGUGAUGAUGAUGACGACGACGACGACGACGACGAAGACUAAAGCCGCUUCUUUUCUCGCUUUUUAAAAAUGACUUGUGUUUCUAAAUGGACAUAUGAGCUGUGGGCGUGUGUGUGUGGGCGUGUGUGUGUGGGCGUGUGUGUGUGGGCGUGUGUGGGCGUGUGUGUGCGUGUGUGUGUGGGCGUGUGUGUGUGUGGGUGUGUGUGGGGGGGGCUGGGUAUGUGAAGUCCAGGUUAGGUCACAGGAUUAAGUUUAUUUGUUAAUUUUUUUUUGUUUACCAACUGCAGACUAGUCCAGUUGCGUUUCUUGCCCUGUUGUCCAGCGCACACACACCCUUUUGGACAGGAGCGCAUUCCCUUCCUCAAGGUGUUUGUUCUCGCUACCAUGGAUACUAAAGGUGUUACCAUGGGUACCAUGGAUGCUGGAAUGUGUAUCUAGAUGUUUUUACAACAGAGAGCAGAAAUGUACGUGUACGUGUACGUGUGUGUGUGUGUGUGUGUGUGUGUGUGUGUGUGUGUGUGUGUGUGUGUGUGUGUGUGUGCCUAUUUUCAUGACUACUGCUUUUAUAAUCUCACACACAAGCCUGCCCUUACUUUCCUCUGGAAGGGUGUUCAUUUUACAGAGUAAACUAUUUUACUUUUUGUGUGUGUGGAAGGGUGUCCAUUUUACCGAGUAAACUAUUUUACUUUUUGUGUGUGUGGAAGGGUGUCCAUUUUACAGAGUAAACUAUUUUAUUUUUUGUGUGUGUGGAAGGGUGUCCAUUUUACCGAGUAAACUAUUUUACUUUUACUGUGUGUGUGUGUCGUCCUCUGGAGGUUUCAUUUUACAGAGUAAUCUAUUUUACUGUGUGAGUGAGUGCGGCCCUGUCCCAGGGAGGCUGUCUGGGGGGUGCGUGCGUGCGUGCGUGCGUGCGUGCGUGGUCCCUGUCCGUCUUGCUCUGAAUGUCUGCCAUUAGCGCAGGCUGGCUCCUUCCUGUACGUGAAUAGUCUGUGGGGUUUUUGUAAAUAGUGACCAAAACUUUUUCUAUGCUCUUUUGAUAAUGGUGUGUGUGUGUGUGUGUGUGUGUGUGCGCGCGCGUGUGCACGUAUGCCCUUUUGAUAAUGAUAGACAUGUUUCAUUAUCCAGCUGUAACAAUUUAACUAUAAUAAAAUGUUCAUUGGACAUUGAAGAAUCC